CGGGGACUUCGUUCCUCCUUUUCCAGCAAAAAAUUAGGAAGCAACCAAGAAACUACCACAAACAUGGAACAAAAGAAGCAGCAGCAGCCUGCAUUGGAUCCUCCAUAAAUCCUCCUUCCACAACAGUCACGGAUUCUCAGCUAGCACAGUCACCUACUAAAUCACCAAUCAUGGAGAAGGAUGCAUACUACUAUUUGCUAGCCCUUGUUCCUCUUCUGCACCUGAUUCGACUCUACAGAGCUUCAUUUGUCCGUCGCACCCACGCGCACGGUCUGCGGCUCCCUCCAGGCCCAUGGCAGCUUCCCGUCAUCGGCAGCCUCCACCAUCUCUUUGGCGCCCUCCCGCACCGUGCCUUGCGAGACCUAUCUCGGCGCCACGGCCCACUGAUGCUCCUCAAGUUCGGCGAGAAUCCGGUGAUCAUCGCUUCCACCGCCGAGGCCGCCAAGGAGAUCAUGAAGACGCACGACACCAUCUUCUGCACAAGGCCAAUGAGCUCAUCCGUCAAGGUCAUCAACGAGCUUGGCCGGGGGAUCGCCUUCGCCCCCUACGGCGACCACUGGCGGCAGAUGCGCAAGAUUUGCUUCCUCGAGCUGCUGAGCGCCAAGCGCGUCAGCUCGUUCCAGCCCGUCCGUGGCGAGGAGGCUGCCCGGUUGAUCAGCUCCAUCUCAUCUGCGUCCAAGUCGGAACAGGUGGUGAAUCUGAGCAAGAUGCUGGCGAUGUACGUGACGGACACGACGGUGCAUGCCAUCAUGGGCGGCCGGUUCAGGGAGCAGGACGCCUUGCUCCGCUACGUCGACGAGGCGGUGCGGUUGGUCGGCGGCUUCAGCUUGCCUGACUUGUUCCCCUCGUCGAGGCUGGCGCUCGCUCUGGGCAGCAGCACGCUGCGCAAAGCCGAGGUGUUUCGGGACUCCUUGAUGGCGUUCAUGGACCGCGUCAUAGGAGAUCAUCUGGAGAAGAAGCCAUCCAAUGAAGAAGUAUACGAGGAAGAUUUGAUCGACGUGCUGCUGAGGAUUCGAGGAGAAGACGAGCUUCAGUUUCCCCUCACCAUGAGCAACAUCAAUGCAGUGGUUUUCGAUCUGUUUGCAGGCGGGAGCGAGACGGCAACGACGACGCUGCAGUGGGCAAUGGCGGAGCUGAUGCGAAACCCGAGCGUGAUGUCGAGGGCGCAAGCUGAGGUCAGGGCAGCCUUCAUGGGGCAAAUGAAGGUAUCCGAAGAGCUUCUCGGCGAGCUGAGUUACUUGCAGUGUGUCAUCAAGGAGACCUUACGGUUGCACACUCCUGGGCCAUUACUGAUGCCAAGGGAGUGCCAGGAACACUGCGAAAUUCUCGGCUACGACGUGCCCAAGGGCACUACCGUGCUCGUGAACGCGUGGGCUAUCUCCAGAGACCCGGGAUGCUGGGACGAACCGGAAGCGUUCGUGCCGGAGAGAUUUGUGGCCAGUGUGAGAGAUUACAAAGGCAACAACUUCGAGUUCAUCCCGUUCGGCGCCGGUCGACGAAUCUGCCCCGGGAUGCUGUUUGGGAUUGCCAAUAUCGAGCUGGCUCUCGCAAGCCUCCUGUUUUAUUUUGAUUGGAGUCUUCCCGAUGGUGUUCUUCCCAGCAAACUUGACAUGACGGAAGCCUUUGGAGUGACGGCGCGUAAGAAGGUGGAUCUGCUGUUGCGUCCAACUAUCCAUGUACAGCUGCCCUGCUGACUUAUGGUCUUCUCCGUUUGUUCGGUUCUUUGAUUAUUUUUUGCUGUUGUUGUUGUAGUAGUAGCUGGGUGAUGAUGUUCAGGAAGGCAAAAUUAAGAGGAUCCAUGCACAUGUGUACUUCCAAUCAAAGUAUAUAUUCAAAACUAAAUUUGUGUUCCAUAAUAA
Hordeum vulgare subsp. vulgare (domesticated barley) is the source of this 1859-nucleotide messenger RNA. Its product is annotated as desmethyl-deoxy-podophyllotoxin synthase-like. NCBI's taxonomy places the organism in Eukaryota, Viridiplantae, Streptophyta, Magnoliopsida, Poales, Poaceae. The coding region runs from base 171 to 1694 and encodes 507 amino acids. Gene Ontology annotation, molecular function: heme binding; iron ion binding; monooxygenase activity. The transcript is spliced from 2 exons. The record is from RefSeq and is a predicted model, not a curated record.